Molecule: messenger RNA, 2434 nt
Organism: Durio zibethinus
Lineage: Eukaryota; Viridiplantae; Streptophyta; Magnoliopsida; Malvales; Malvaceae
Product: dicarboxylate transporter 1, chloroplastic-like
Biological process (GO): transmembrane transport
Cellular component (GO): membrane
Molecular function (GO): transmembrane transporter activity
Source: RefSeq, a predicted model, not a curated record
CUUCUCUGCUUAGUGCCGUGGCCAUCAACGAAAACAGAAAACAUCCCCUUUCCGGAUCUCGCUCUCAGAACCCCAUACCCAUUCACAAUCCACCACGUGUAAAUCCUGUCUUUCCAUUGGUCCACCUUUUUCCACUCCUCCCACGUCACCAAAAUGCUGAACUUUGAUCCAGUAACACCGCGACACAUGGACGCUGCCCCGUCCUCUUGUCAAAUAAAUACAAAACCCGGGCCGUUGGCCUAACGUGAGAAAUUCAUAGACGGAAAUCUCAACUACCAAAGCCAACCGUAUAUUCCAAACUUCGCAUCCACUGUUUGAUAUUGGUCUAGCGGCCAGCGUUGAUCCUCAUCCUCCCUUUCACCUACAACAAAUAUAAACCCCACCUUUCACUCGGUUCCCUCAUUUCUCAUUUCUCCCUCUCCUCCACCGUCGACGCCACCGUUUUAAAUGGCGUCCAUCGCACUCACUACCUCCUGCUCCUCCCUCGGCUUCUCACGUAUCAAAUCACGUGCUUUCCCUUCCAGAUCGCGUUCGAACUCGGUCCUGGCCCAUCCGGUUUUCUCAAAAUCCACUUCAAGCAAUUCCAGCUUCAUUAAACCGUUAAGUGUCACUCCAAUCAUUUCAAAUAAAAGAAUCCAAAACAACCACCGGAAGUUAACUGUCGAAGCGGCUGCGUCAACUCCAGCUGCCGUAACUCCGCCAUCGCAGCAACCAUGGCAAGGUGCAGCAUUAAAGCCAUUAAUGGCGUCGAUAGCUACAGGCGUCAUCCUCUGGUUCGUUCCCGUCCCAUCCGGAGUCUCCCGUAACGCGUGGCAACUACUUUCCAUAUUCCUCGCCACGAUUGUCGGCAUCAUCACUCAACCGUUACCACUCGGCGCCGUGGCUUUACUCGGACUCGGCGCUUCAGUACUCACCAAAACCCUAACCUUCUCAGCUGCCUUCUCCGCCUUUGGCGAUCCCAUUCCUUGGCUCAUCGCACUUGCCUUCUUCUUCGCUCGCGGUUUCAUCAAGACCGGACUUGGUAAUCGAAUCGCUUACCAAUUCGUUUCCCUAUUUGGAUCUUCCUCUUUAGGUUUAGGCUACAGUUUAGUCUUCAGCGAAGCUCUAUUAGCGCCGGCAAUUCCGUCCGUGUCCGCACGCGCCGGAGGAAUUUUCCUCCCUCUAGUCAAAUCUCUCUGCGUCGCUUGUGGAAGCAAUGCGGGUGACGGAACGGAGAAUAAAUUAGGAUCCUGGUUAAUGCUUACGUGUUUCCAAACUUCUGUUAUUUCUUCUUCGAUGUUUUUGACUGCAAUGGCGGCGAAUCCAUUAAGUGCUAAUUUAGCUUUCAAUACGAUUAAACAGCAGAUUGGAUGGACGGAUUGGGCUAAGGCAGCUAUCGUGCCAGGUUUAGUUUCGUUGCUCGUUGUGCCAUUGAUUUUGUAUGUAAUUUAUCCGCCAACGGUGAAGAGUAGUCCGGACGCGCCAAAGCUUGCUAAGGAGAAGCUGGAGAAGAUGGGACCGAUGUCCAAGAAUGAGAUUAUUAUGGCUGGGACUUUGCUUCUAACGGUGGGGCUCUGGAUUUUUGGAGGGAUGUUAAACAUGGAUGCUGUUACUGCUGCCAUUCUUGGAUUAUCUGUCCUACUUGUAACUGGGGUAGUCACAUGGAAGGAGUGUCUAGCUGAAUCAGUUGCAUGGGAUACGCUUACAUGGUUUGCCGCACUCAUUGCCAUGGCUGGGUAUUUGAACAAAUAUGGUCUCAUCUCAUGGUUUAGUGAAAAUGUUGUUAAGGUCGUUGGCGGAUUAGGUCUUUCAUGGCAAUUGUCAUUUGGCAUUCUGGUUCUUCUCUACUUCUACUCGCAUUACUUCUUUGCCAGUGGAGCCGCUCAUAUUGGUGCCAUGUUUACAGCCUUCUUGUCAGUGGCUAGUGCUUUGGGCACUCCACCAUAUUUGGGAGCCCUUGUUCUCUCAUUCCUCUCCAACCUCAUGGGUGGCAUUACACAUUAUGGCAUUGGAUCUGCGCCCGUUUUUUAUGGUGCUGGCUAUGUACCCCUAGCCAAAUGGUGGGGUUAUGGUUUCCUUAUGUCUGUUGUCAAUAUUAUUAUCUGGCUCGGUGUUGGAGGCAUCUGGUGGAAGGCUAUUGGCUUGUGGUAAAGCGGGUAGUCAUAAAAUUUGCAGACACCAAGCUUUAAUUUCUCUGAUUUUUGCUCACCCUAACGUGGGAGUUUACUAUCUUUUAUUCACUUCCAAAGCAGGUUAAAAUUUUGUCUUUGAUUCUUUUCCUUGCAAAUAAUAUCUUGAUGGGGUUUAGUUGAGCCUAUGGUUGGAACAAAAAUAUACAUUUUAGUUUGUGGGCUACUAUUUGGAGCAGAAAUUAGAUAUUGUACCACAAAUUUUGACAACGGCAUUGCAUCUGCCGGCAUUUAUUAUGAGAUUAAUGACAUGAUAAUUAUUUGAA